Molecule: messenger RNA, 761 nt
Organism: Lacerta agilis (Sand lizard)
Lineage: Eukaryota; Metazoa; Chordata; Lepidosauria; Squamata; Lacertidae
Product: zinc finger protein 75D-like
Source: RefSeq, a predicted model, not a curated record
CCAACAAAAUAAUCAGGGCGCUAUUGCAAUAGGCAGCUGCUGACUCACCUUGCGGGCACGAAAGGGUUAACCGGAGCCCUGAGCUCAAGUUUCCCAUGUGGGCGGGGCUUAGCAGGUUCCCUCCCUCUUCUCGCUGCCUUGUAGGAAGAAGGAGGGGAGGAAGCAGAACCAGGAAUGAAAUCUCUCCAAAGGGAGAUAUUCCCCUGCCAAGUUCCUUUAUAAUUCCUUUUUCCUUCUUCGCUCUUUUUUUUUUUUUACUGCCUUGUUCGCUGCAGCCCCUGAAACACUUGAACUUUGGGAGAUGGAAAAAGCCAGACUCAGCGGCUCCCUGGGGAGGAAAGGACCCCCACGUCACCCAUACUGGGAGCACUGGGGAGGUCUGGGAAAGGAACGUGCAGCAGAUCCUGGGUGAGGGCAAUGCCAGCUCAGACGUCCAGCGCCAACACUUCCGGGCGUUUUGCUACCAGGAGGCCGAGGGGCCCCGCGAGGUCUGCAGCCGACUGCACCACCUUUACCGCCAGUGGCUGAAGCCAGAAAAGCACACCAAGGCCCAGAUGCUGGACCUGGUGGUCUUCGAGCAGUUCCUGACUAUCCUCCCCCCGGACAUGGAGAGCUGGGUCAGGGAGUGCGGAGCGGAGACCAGCUCCCAGGCCGUGGCCCUGGCAGAAGGCUUCCUCCUGAGCCAGGUGGAAGAGAAGCGGCAGGAAGAGAAGGAGCAGGUGAGAGCGCUUUUCUUUAAAUCAUGGGAGUACGGAGGCUGA